Molecule: messenger RNA, 916 nt
Organism: Pyrus x bretschneideri (Chinese white pear)
Lineage: Eukaryota; Viridiplantae; Streptophyta; Magnoliopsida; Rosales; Rosaceae
Product: chlorophyll a-b binding protein CP24 10A, chloroplastic
Exons: 2
Coding region: 95-868 (257 amino acids)
Biological process (GO): photosynthesis, light harvesting in photosystem I; response to light stimulus
Cellular component (GO): membrane
Source: RefSeq, a predicted model, not a curated record
ACUCUCACUCUCAAACGUUCAUUGCCACCAGAAACACUCACUGAGUCUCUGUUUUUGCUCGUUCGAGAGAGGAGAGAGAGAGGAGAGAGAGGAGAUGGCGGCAACCACCGGUGCAGUGCUCAACGGGUUGAACUCGGCAGCCUUCUUAUGCGGAGGCAAAAGAAGUCAGGCCUUGCUCUCCGCUGCCACUGUUGGAAGCAGGGUUGGAGGUCCUGCUCCUAAGAGGUUCAUUGCGGUUGCUGCUGCCGCAAAGAAGUCUUGGAUCCCGGGGGUUAAAGCCGGCGGCAACUUCAUCAAUCCCGAGUGGCUCGAUGGCUCGCUUCCAGGGGACUACGGCUUUGACCCACUAGGACUCGGCAAGGACCCGGCGUUCCUCAAGUGGUACAGAGAGGCGGAGCUCAUCCACGGCCGGUGGGCAAUGACCGCGGUCGUCGGCAUCCUUGUUGGCCAGGCCUGGAGCGGUGUCCCAUGGUUCGAAGCCGGAGCUGACCCCAGCGCCAUAGCACCCUUCUCCUUCGGCUCACUGCUCGGCACUCAGCUCUUGCUCAUGGGGUGGGUGGAAAGCAAAAGAUGGGUGGACUUCUACAACCCCGAGUCCCAGUCCGUCGAGUGGGCGACACCCUGGUCCAAGACUGCGGAGAACUUUGCCAACGCCACCGGAGAGCAAGGCUACCCGGGAGGCAAGUUCUUCGACCCCUUGGGGCUUGCCGGCUCCAUCAAGGACGGGGUUUACGUUCCAGAUAGCGAAAAGUUGGAGAGACUGAAACUGGCUGAGAUUAAGCAUGCAAGGAUUGCUAUGUUGGCUAUGCUUAUAUUCUACUUUGAAGCUGGACAAGGAAAGACACCCCUUGGUGCUCUUGGCUUGUAAACCAUUUGGCAUUUACUUUUUAAUAUGUAGAUAUAAGUAAUUACCCAA